This is a messenger RNA of Scylla paramamosain (green mud crab), 9314 nucleotides long. RefSeq names its product protein bicaudal D-like (gene BicD). Lineage: Eukaryota; Metazoa; Arthropoda; Malacostraca; Decapoda; Portunidae. The coding region runs from base 124 to 2448 and encodes 774 amino acids. The record is from RefSeq and is a predicted model, not a curated record. The transcript is spliced from 15 exons. Gene Ontology annotation, molecular function: dynein complex binding; cytoskeletal adaptor activity.
AAACACUUCAGUAGCUCACCAGCUGGUCUAGACGUAGGGUGUGUGACACUAUGGCUCCAGAAUCCCACCCUUAACCAGCCGAAUCAUCCCAAAACAAGAAACCCUCAUAUUAAAACCAGCAAGAUGGAGUCCCUGGAGCACCUGAAGAAGGAGCUGGAGCGGCUGAAUGUGGAGUUAGACCAGACGAGUAGCGAGAAGAAACAAGCGGCUCAGUAUGGCCUCGUAUUAUUGGAGGAAAAGGAGAGCUUGCAGUCCAGAUGUGAGGACCUGGAGGCGCUCUACGAGAACACCAAGUCGGAAUUAGAGACGACGAGAGAGGCACUUGCAAAGUUCCAGACGACCCACCGAGUCACCACAGCGAGCGGCAUCGAGACGGAGGAGAGUCUUCUGUCAGAAUCUGCGGCUCGGGAGACUUCACUCAACUCACAGAUUAUUGAGUUGGAACUGGAGGCCAAGCAGUGUCGGGCAGAGCUGGAGAGAGUGCAGAGUGAGAAGUCACGCUACUAUACAGAUCUGGCGGAAUUCCUGAAGGAGAAGGAGAUAUCGGACCACGAGAAGAAGCAACUGAAGGCGGAAUUGAAGGACCUCAAGUUCAGGGAGACGAGGCUCUUCCAGGAUUAUGCCGAGCUGGAAGAUGAGAAUAUUACACUCCAGAAGCAGAUUUCCAGCCUCAAGUCCUCCCAGGUGGAAUUCGAGGGCGCCAAGCAUGAGAUCCGACGCCUUCAGGAGGAGACAGAGGUGCUCAACCAGCAGGUGGAGGAGCUGGCCAACCUCAAGAAGAUCGCGGAGAGGCAGAUGGAGGAGGCGCUGGAGUCCCUUCAGGCAGAGAGGGAGGCCAAGUAUGCGCUGAAGAAGGAGCUGGAUGGCCGGAUGAAUUCUGAAUCUAUGUAUAACUUGUCCAACCUCGCCAUGAGUAUGAAGCUCUCGGGCAGUCCAGAGUUCAGAGAGAGCGAUGGGGAGGACGACACACCGGUCCUUCGUCGUCUGGAGUCGGAGCUGAUGAGUGCUGGAGGGAAUGUAGAGAUGGGAGGGGACCUGUUCUCCGAGAUCCACCUCAACGAACUGCGGAAACUUGAGAAGAAACUGGAGGAGGCUGACCAUGAGAAGACUCAGCUGACAACCAACCUGAAGGAGAGUCAGGAGGGGCUAGAGAAGGCACGGGGGGAGCUAGAUGCCCAGCACGCCCGGGUCUCACACCUCUUGGGUCACAUCUCAGCCCUGGUGAAGCUGCAUGACCAGGAAAAUCCAAACCAGAUGAAUGCCGAGGACACUGCCAAUCUAGUGAGUUUCCUGGAGAAGCAGAAGUCCCGGUACCAGGUCGCCUCGAGGGAGAUCACCGAGCUGAAGAAGAGCUUGGCAGAGAUACAGAACUCAGACGGCGGCACAGCGAGCGAUGCGGUGCAACAGCUGCGUAAUGAAGUGGGGACGCUGCGUGCCAGGCUGAUCGACGCAGAGCAGAAAUCCAUUGAUCUUGGAAAUGACGUUGGGAUCCUGAGUAAAAUGAUGAACGGCCGUGAGGGAUCUCUGUCCAUCACCAGGAAUGACUUAGGGACCAUAAGUGAGGAACUGGCCCAGCUGUACCACCACGUCUGCACGGUGAACGGGGAGACACCUUCCAGGGUCCUGCUUGACCACAGCAAGCAGGGACGCACCACAGACAAAGGAGAUGAGGAAAGCAAGCCUUCUUCCCCAACGUCAGCUAUGUCGACUUUGGAAGCAUUGAGGAGCAAACUCAGAACAGAUGUUACUCUUUCUGAUUUUGUGGACAACAGUGACCCUGCAGCUGUGCGUGAGAUUGUGGACACCAUCAUGGACCAGAUCAGGCACCUCAAGAAAUCCGUGGAGCACACCAUUGAGCUCAGCAAGGAGAAGGGACUGGUUAGGGAGUCGGCGGCUUCUGACAGUGGUCUGAGUGAAGGAGAGGUUCAGGAGCUGCAGGAACAGGUCAUCAAACUUAAGUCCCUGCUGUCCACCAAGAGGGAACAGAUUGCUACCCUUCGCACUGUACUCAAGGCCAACAAACAGACUGCCGAGGUGGCACUCUCUAACCUGAAGUCCAAGUAUGAAACAGAGAAGAGCAUCGUCUCAGAAACCAUGAUGAAGCUAAGGAACGAACUGCGUCUGCUGAAGGAGGAUGCAGCAACCUUCUCCAGUCUGCGUGCCAUGUUUGCCGCACGCUGUGAGGAGUACGUCACUCAGCUGGACGAGGUGCAGAGGCAGCUGGUGGCAGCCGAGGAGGAGAAAAAGACCCUCAACUCCCUUCUUCGCAUGGCCAUCCAGCAGAAACUCGCCCUCACACAGCGCCUGGAGGACAUGGAGUGUGACAGGGAGAGGUUCAACAUGAGGAAACAUACAGGAAGUCGGGGUCGCGCUCAUGGCUCUCGCUUCAACAACCAGCCACAUGGAUCCUCAGGACAGCACCACUACCAGCGGCGAGACAACUACUAGAUGAUCACUAAGUCUGCUGCACCCUCUGAAAUCUCCCCUACCUUACCGUGCCCUUCCUUGCUGUCUGCUCCUAGAUUCUCCCUUUCCUUUCUCUGGCGUUCCUUAUCUCGUGUCUGGAGAAGGUAGAAGAGGCCACAGAUGGGAUUCGUUUAUCCUGGUUAUUUAUUGCUUCCAUGUUCCCUGUUUACUAGUUCUCUCUCUCCCUCCUUGCGUUCCUUGCCCAGCUUCCAGAGAAGAUGGAAAAGGAGAGAAGCAGGCAGUUUCUAUGGUUUCACUUAUUCUUUUAACUUUCUCUUGAGUAUUCCUCAUUUCUUGGGUCUGGGAGGGAGGAGUGGCAGGCAGGCAGUAUCAGGGAUGUUAGUGGACUUACUCUGUGUGUCUUUCCUGGUGGGCAGUCUAGAUAGGCUCUGUGAUGCUGGAUAGAAGUGGCAGAGGUUCAUGGGUUCUUGGGUUCUCCUGAAAAUCUUGGUUGUCUCUUUUUGGUCCAGAUAGACUAAGUGAUGCUGGGUAGGAGUGGGAGUUUUUAGCCCAUGUUCUUAUCUCAUGAAGGUGGGAGCUGACAGUUUUGAGGAAAUGCUUGUGAAGGUUGAGUAAAGAAGGAAGAAAUACUUGCUGCAGGUCUUUCUAAGUUUGCGUGCUACUUAAGUUGUGUUUUUGAGCAUUGACGAAGCUUGGUGGUUACAGUUUUGAGAGAGUGAGUGAUGAAGGAUGAGUGAACAAGAAGGAAACGAGUGUAAAUCUUCGUGUGUUGACUUAAAGUUGUGUUUUUUAACAUUGACGAGUGAGUGACUGUGACCCUGGAAUUCAUCACUCCUGAACGUUCUUUUUAGAAUUGGUUUAUAAGUGUGUUGUAGAUAGUUCUAACACUUUACUCUUAUUACUUUUCAACAGAUGUAAGUAUUCAGUUACAGCUAUUUAUGAUUUUUGAUCCCUGAGUGUUUUUUUUUUUUUUAUUAAUAUUUAGUGUGGCAAGAAAGAGAGUGGCCUUGUUUUUAUUGAUAUAUUUUCUUUUAGCUCCUGAAUUAAAUGGCUUUUAUCUCCAUUGUUUUUAUUUUUAUGGUGGUGAAUAUUUUUACUUAAUGGCAUUAGAUUGUACAUAAAAGGGGCCAAGAAUUCUUGUAGUGUAUUACUGUUAUUAUUAUUAUUGUUGUUAUGCCUCGUCUCAUUGUUUAUUGUCUUUACUUGUGGUUGUUUUUAUUGUAUUAACUUUAUUUUCAUAUGAAAAUUUAGUUUGUACCCUCAGUUUAUCAUUAUUUAUUUAUUUAUUUUUUAUUAUUAUUAUUAUUAUUAUUAUUAUUAUUAUUAUUAUUAUUAUUAAUGGCAUUAGAGAUUUCUGCAGCAUUUUGUGUUUUUUGUCUUAAUACUUAAAUUUUAUUCUUUGUGUAUUUACUUUUUCAUUCUUUUGUCUAAACUCUCAGAUGCUCAAUUUUAUUAAUCUAUUUUCAUCAAUCUGUUCAUGUCCAAUCUUACAGCAUCCAACUUAGUUAUUUGUAUUUUCUUAUUUUAUUUAUUUCUUAUCAUAUAUAUAUAUAUAUAUAUAUAUAUAUAUAUAUAUAUAUAUAUACACUGAAAAAUCUCAUGGGAUUCGUCCGUUGCAGCUAUACAUUGUAGUACAUCAAUUUAUGGAUUUAUUUAUACAACUCACACAUUUUUUUUUUCUCUGGAGGAAUCUCACAUUUUCUUUGUUGAGUUGCUUGUGACUUGUGUGAACUCAACACCUUUGACUACUACUGCAUAUAAUAGUGGAGGUAUUUAUUUUCUAGGAUCUAGAAUUCCUGUCAUACGUACUUACUUAAUGCAGCAGUUGUUUUAACAUUGUACACUUAUAUUCCUCAGUUAUGCAUUGAGGAGAGGAGCUGAUAAAGGAGAGAUUGCAAGUGAGACAAUUUGAUAGAGAGAGAGAGAGAAAGAGAGAGAGGGGAUGAGGCUUAGUUAAUAGAUGCUCCCUCAGUCCAACCCUCCAUAGUUUCUGUCCCUGCCAAGAGUCUCAGUCUAGUUGCUCACACUUUGCCUCAUCCCUUGUAAUGAGAAGGCUCAGUACAGUUCAGUUCGGUGCUGUCAAGUGCCACUCUCCUAAUCAGCUGAGAGACUUGUGAUGUUCCCAACCACAUUUAUAUUUUCUGUUAUCUUAGGUUUGUGGUUUCUAAUCUUGUGUUUGUUAGUAUGGCCAAUAUUUGGUCGGCAGAGUGUGCUUCUGAUUCUAACCCCCAGUACGUUAAGUUUAUCUCCUGAGAGGCUGAGGAGCAGCUGAAACACCAUAUCAGUGAAUUGUGUAGAGAGAGACAGAGAUUCAUAGACAGGAGUUGUGUUGGUGUGGUGGUCAUUACUUGAUAUAUGGUGAGAAAUUCUAUUGUGCUACUUAGUGCUUUAGUAACUGUAUGGUUUGUGUAGUGAAGCAUUGAGUGUAGAGGCACUGCUGUGAGAGGUGCCAACUGUAGACAUUAAUUGAUAUACAAGCAACUUUGAAAGCUGGAAAAAAAACCUGUAUGAGUUAUUUAAUUGCAGUGAACAUUUAUAUGCACUUGCUGCUGCAGUAAAUGCUUGGAAAGCCUUUAGUGUACAUAUUAGCAAAAGUUUUAUGUACACACACACGCACAUACACACCCACAUUUGAACGUAAACAAAGUAAUACACCAACACCUUCUUAGUCAUUAUCAGUUUCAACGUUUGAGUGUUUAGGUUGUAAACUCCAUCAGUGUUUAGUUGGCUGAGUGUCUCUGGCUGGGCUUUAGAUGCUGUGUUUGCCACCACCCACUGCUGCCACACCAGUAUACCAGUAGCUGACUUAAUCAGUUGUACUUGACCUAAUGUAACUCACCUCAUGCCCCUUCUACUGGGCUGGAACUCUGCUGGUGUCCUGGUGGAGAUUAUUAUGCGUUUUGGUGACUGGUCUCACAACGCCAGGCUCAGAUCACAAGUAGCAUUAUUUUAGUGACCGUGCACUACUCUGUGACGUGCAGCUGUAGGUGGUUCGGAUCCUUGAGUUUCUCCCCAUACAUGGUUUCCAGUUGUUUUCCUUGGUGUUAUUUAUGUGUUGUGCUUGAGUGUUUGGCUGUCAGUGAAGCAUUUUCAUGGCUCUGUGUUGAGUAUGAAGUUCGUUCACUACAAUGUUUUGUCUCUGUUGGUCAUUGAUGGAUUUUCAGAUAUUAGUAAUUUUGUAGGUUUUUCUAUAUCCACUUGUCAGUACAUGGUCAAAUUGUUAGCUUUGUUACUCCUCUAAUGGUCCUGUAUGGAGGGCAGUGUUGUGUUGUGGUGCAGUGAAUCAUUCAGUCCCUUUGCCAUCACCAGUCAGCCUGCUGUGUCUCGAUAAUUGUUUGCCUUGGGGAGACUUUUAAUGGAAUAUUUAGUUGUGCCCCAGCUGUUUCCAUCCCUCACUGGAUGCAUUAUGCAGCUUGGUAACUGUUUGUUCUCAUGUUAUGUAACUUGAUGGUACUGUUAUUUUGCUGACUAUAAGAGUCUUUACAACAGAACCUGACAAAGCCACAUGAUAUAAUUAUGAAGAUAAUACCACUUUUCUAUGCCGACACGCUGCCUCAGUGUUUUGCUUCAAGCUGUAACACAUGACAGUUAAGGUGAUAAAUGACUUAGAAAUUAUAACAUUUUUUGGUUUGACAUGUUGAGGGGCAGAGGAUAGUGGUGACAGUUGUGGAGUGGCAGGUGUUUGGUCUUUGGUAGCAUUGUGCCUUACAUCUUGCUUGUGUGUGUGUAGAUGAAAGCUGAGUCAGAUGCUGAACUUUAAGAGAGAAAGAGAGACUCCCUCUGUUGAGAGGUUAUGCAUUCAUCCCUUAUUCCUUGUCAUCUAAUUUUCUUGAUGCAGCAAUGGUUUGUUCAUCUUGUGAAUUGAUGUUUCUUAAGAUUCUCAGACUGAUGCAGGAGACUUUGUGUUAUGUAUCUUAUCAGAAAUUCCUUUUAAGUUUUGUUCACUUAUUUCUCUUUUGUUUUUGGGGAUGUGACCCUGAUUUUAUUUUUUUAUUUGUUUAUUUAUUUUUUAUUUAUCUUUUUUUAUUUAUUUAUUUAUUAUUAUUUUAUUUUUUUAUUAUUAUUAUUAUUAUUUUUUUUUUUUUUUUACCCUCCUUGCAGAUGUAGAUUUCUCAAAGAUGUAAAAAUAUAUUACCAGCUUUUUGUGUAGUUUUGUGUUCGAUAUUUAGUGACACAUAACAUCGAUAAGACAAGGCCAGCAUUGCUACACUGUUUCCCAGAAGCUGGCGUGUAGAUUGUCAUGCACUUUAGAUAUUUAAGUUAACCAUUGGGCUGGAAGAGUUGAUGAGACAGUGGUGUGUUUCAAUUUGUGUUUGGGCUGAGAGUUUAGUAAGAUGGUAAAAGAUGAUCAUAAUGUGAGAUUGGAAAGAAACAGGCAGCUUGUUUUUUGUUGUGCCCUUCUCAACAAGGUCACAAUCUAAGGGUCAUUGCUUGGAGAGUUAAAUUCAACCAGUCUUGCAUUAAAUCGAAGUGAGGAUCGGCUGCAACUGUUACCGGUGUCCAAGAAAAUAAACGCAUUGAUUUUAUUGAGUCAGUGUGUUGCAUUUGCCAAACUUGAGGUCUUUGGUUACUGCCCAUGUGAGGGAUGUUGCAAGUUACCUGUGUGCAAUUAGUGUUAGGCACAGGUGGCUGUGUCACAGGUGCAGUGAACGAUGUAUGACACAUUAAAAGAUGCGCUUGAACCAAAAAUAUCCUGUGUCUGUAAUUUUUAGAAUAGUGUAGCUUAUGACAGCCUUUGCAAGAGCCAACACAUCUGCUGCUGUUUGUUCUUCCCUUGUGUUAUUCUGUCGUGCUCUGUGUUAGCCAAAAAGACGUCCUUUUCGGCAACUGGUCUAAGCACAUUGUCUAACGCCAGACCAAACUUAAGGUUCUCAUGAGCAGUGGAGGCUGUACACUACACUACUAUUUGUCCUUGGAAAUUUGUCCCUCCGUAUUGCUGAGAAAGAGAGAGUGAGAGAAAGAGAGAGAGAGAGAGAGAGAGAGAGAGAGGGAGUUGCUUAAAGAGAUGAUAUACCAGUUAUAAUAUAGGUUUUUAUAUAGAGCUAAUUUAUAUAAGAAUAUAUUAUUGUGUGUGUGUGUGUGUGUGUGUGUGUGUGUGUGUGUGUGUGAAGUUGUAUUGGGGUUAUGAAAAUAUCACUUUAAAAAUUUGUAUGUUUGAAAAAAGAAACUUGUAUGAUAUUGAAGAGAGAAGAAAACUUUAGCUUUUUCAAGAUUAUACAGUUAAAGAAAAUAACAUAAUCAUAUAUUGAAAACCUAUGUGUGUGUGUGUGUGUGAGGAACUAUUAAUUUGAACCCAGAAAUAACCAGGGAAAGGAAAUACAUACAAAAUGACAGUUAUAUUUCACCAGAAACUUUUAUUUGUAUGCCCAGAAGCAAGGAGAAAGAUAUACAGAAUGACAUACUUAAAUCCAUGAGAAACUUUUUAUUACAUACCAACAAAUGAAUGAAAAAAAACAUGAUUAUAGACAUUUUGAUUGCAAAUAAAAAAAAAAAUACAAAUCUUGAACCAGAAAAAGAAAAAAAUAUGACUACUUGAAAAAAAAAAAAACCCUAGAAAAUAUACAAAAUACACAGAAAAUCCCAAAUAAAGUACAGAAAAGAGCGAAAAAAAAGAAUGUAUACAGAUGAUACACUAAAAACCCCCAUUGUAUUCAUCGUAUUUUCAUAAGUACAGAAAUCUUUAGUCACAACAUUAAAAGUCCAUUCCUGUAACCAAAAGUCCACCCAAAAAAUGUGUCCACUUAAUCCUGUAGGUAAAAUUGUAACUUAUUGUAAAAACACAUACCUUUUUGCCCCAUCAGUUUUCCCAUCACCUCUAUUCUUCACCAGGUCAAUUCCACAAAUUAUCCUAAACAUAUUCUCUCCUCCUGUCUUUGUUUUUCUGUUAUCGUAUCCUUUAUUUAUCAUUUCUACUUAUUCAAUCUUCUAUCUCAUCAGUUCAAUAAGUUAUUUCCUCUUGUUCUGUCUUUAUCUUUUAAUUAACUAUUCCCAUCAUUUAUCUCAUUCUUUUCUUAUCUUUUCCUCUUCUAUGUUUUAUCAUCAAUUUUGUAUUUUUUUUAUUAUUCUCAUUUGUUCUAUAUCUUUUAAUCAACAAAUCCCAUCUCAUUUCCUAUCAUUUAUCCCACUUUUUCCUUUCUUUAUCCAUCCUUAUCUCUAUUGCAUGGUACCUUAAUCAUUUCACCAUCAUAUCCUAUCUUUUAACCAAUCAUUCCUGUCUCAUUUCCCGUCAUCCUUUAUCCCACCUUUCCCAUCCUUAUCUCCAUCCUAUACUAAAUUUAACCCCUAUCAGUUAUUAUCCUACCCUUAUCCUACCCAGUCAUGUCUGUUUUAUUUCCCAUCAUCCUUUAUCACCUUUCCCAUCCUUUAUGCUCUGCUAACCUUAACCCCAUAAUUCCCAUUUAUUCCCAUUCCUAACCAUACUAUUUCCAUUACCUCUAAUCUAUAGUUUUCCAGUAUACCCAGUAGUACUAAUGAGUUAAUAUGCAUACACCUAAGUAUACAUGCAUUAACAUACACAGAUACAUAUAUACAUGGUUGUUUAUUGAGUAAAUUCAUGUGUUCAUUGUGAUUAUAUUAUUGUGUCUAUUUGUGAUUCUCUUUUCUCCCCCAAAAGAAGCACAUAUGGGUUAUUAUUAUUAUUAUUAUUGUGCACCCGUGGAAUUUCUUAAUAGUCACCCUGAUAAAAAAAAAAAAAGAUUACUAAUUAAACGAGUCAAGAUAAUGAUGAUGAUGAUACUGGUGGCGCCAUCUCUCUCUCACAGUAUUUUUACUUUUGUAUUCGUAAUGUUCUUCACACUGGGAAAAGUAAUAGAAGUAUAUAUGAUACUACUACUGUAAAAUUAUUUGUACAUUAGUAAUCCCAAUUUACAAUAAAAAUGAAUAUUUCC